Messenger RNA from Eimeria tenella, 1628 nucleotides. Its product is annotated as protein phosphatase 2C, putative. The transcript is spliced from 3 exons. The record is from RefSeq and is a predicted model, not a curated record. NCBI's taxonomy places the organism in Eukaryota, Apicomplexa, Conoidasida, Eucoccidiorida, Eimeriidae. Gene Ontology annotation, biological process: protein dephosphorylation. The annotation marks the transcript as partial. Gene Ontology annotation, molecular function: cation binding; protein serine/threonine phosphatase activity.
CGGGCGAGGCGCCCGCAGCAGCAAGCGCUGCAGCUGCAGCAGCAGCCGCAGCUGCAGCAGCAGCAGAGGGCGCAGACGCAGCGGAGACAGAUGCAGCAGCGCCACCAGCAGCAGCAGACAGCGCCAACGCAGAACCGCCCACAACUCCCAGCAGCAGCAGCAGCAGCAGCAGCAGCAGCAAAAAGGGGAGCAAAGUCACGAAGGCGGUGCUGCGGCAGUUCACUAUGCGGCGAAGGGGCCCCAGCAGCGCAGCAGCAGCGGAGCUGGAAGCAGCAGAAGCUCCGGGGGCCCCUGCAGCAGCACCAAGUCCCAGGGGCCCCCAAGGCAGGGGGGCCCCCCCUGCAGCAGAACAGCCACAGGGGGGCCCCCCUGUACCCAAAGACCUUCACUAUAAUGGGCCCCUGACGCAGCACGCGGACUUGUGCAUAUUUUCUGUCUUUGAUGGACACGGAGGAGCCCACGUCUCCAGGUUUGCUGCAGCGAAUCUGCGGUCGCUGCUGGAGGCGCAGCCAGCCUUCCACAGGGGGGACUUUGCUGCUGCGCUGCGGCUGGCCUAUUUAAGAAUAGAUGAGUUGCUGCGGAAGGAGAGCAGCCAAGAAGAGCUGCUGUUUUUGACAACUCACACUCCCUACGAGCUGCUGCAGCACCGGCAGCAGCAGCAGCAGGAGCUCGCGCUGCAGCAGCAGCACGAGCACGAAGCUGCAGCAGCAGCAACGCCGCAGCACCACCGCGGCCUCCGCUCCACCCUUUCCAACAUUGGGCAGCACUUCAAGUCGCAGCACCACCAUCACCAGCAGCAGCAGCAGCAGCAGCAGCAGCAGCAGUGUGCUGCUGCAGCAGCAGACAUGAACCGCUGCGUCACCCUCACCAGCCUCGGCCUCGAGGGGGGCCCCCGCUCCUUGGGGGGCCCCUCCUCUUUGGGGGCCCUUUCCUCAAGGGCCCUCACCCUGGGGGGCCCCUCUUCUUCUCGUGUAGAAGAAGACCUCUUGGGGGCCCCCCUGGGGGGUUCAGCAGAAGAUGUGGGGCCCCGGCUCGAGACCCCUGCAGCAGCAGCAGCAGCAGCAGCAGGGAGGCCAGCUGCAGCAGCAGCAGAAAGAAGCACAGCACGCAGCGGAGCUGAUGCCAUUAUUGCUGCUUUUGCUGCUAAUGGAGACCCCAGAGAUGCUGAGGCUUUCAUGCUGCACCCUGACAGCCAAGCAGCAGCAGCAGCAGCAGCAGCAAACGCAGCAGCAGCAGUCGCGGCCUCGGACCCCCCAGGCGGUGCCUCCGAGGAAGAAGCAGCAGCAGCAGCAGCAGCAGCAGCAGCAGAUGAAACAGCAGCAAAUAAAAAGGGAAAAAGAACUACUUUUUUUAAUAUAAUUGACUCUGUUGCGCGCACUGUGGGCCUCAGCAGAAUCUUGGGAAGAAGCAGCAGCAGCAGCAACAGCAGCAGCAGGUCCCUUGCAAACACUGCUGGCAGCACAGCUCUCACCGUCUGCAUCACACCGACGCGGAUGGUGGUGGCGAACGUGGGCGACUCCCGCUGCGUCCUUUGCCGCGGCCAAGACAUCAUUGAACUUUCCCAAGACCACAAGCCCCAGCUAGCUGAAGAAAGAGUCCGUCUCCCAACAGCUAGCUGCUGCAGCUAG